GUACUCGUCCUGUUGGAACAGAAGGCUGCAGACGUUCACCUACACAAAACAAAUCUGGACAGCUCUGCUUGUUGGACGUUACACUGAGGAGGACAAAACAUUCCCUUUAGUUACUAUCCUGACUUUUUAUUGCAGAUAAAUUUGAACUUUAACUGGAUGUAACAUGACUCCAUUUGUACCGGCGUGCUUUGUUGUGAUUUUGUUCCACUUCUCAGCUGUGUGCAGCAGACCCACAGGGGCCCACUUGCGUAACAUGGAGAGCUUCAUAGAGGCUGUUCGCGAGGUGGAGGACUCCACCCCCGGUCUGUCCCCCCUGGAUCUACUCAGAGCCUUGCGGAAAACCGCCGGUCACGAUGACGUGAUGACCACCCAUUUCCUGGGCGAGUCGUACAAUUUCAGCGGCUCAGACGUUCUGGAGAAGGCCAUUCUGAACGCAUCGUCCUUCAGCUUCUUUGAUAAGGCCAUCCACCACAUUGUGACCGACCGUGGAGAGGAGCGGGGCGUGGUCCUCGCUCCCGACGGCACCACGGUGGCACUUGCACCUUUGCUCUUAGGGAUUGAGUUGGGACUGAAAGCAAAGGUGGAGGGGGGCUCACCCGUGGGGAUCUUCCCCAUCACCCUCGGCAGGAGGCUGGGCCUCACGUUCCUAAGCUUACAGGACUUUCCUGCAUCUGUUCGUUUGGGGCCCAACGGGUGCUGGGAUGACGUGGAGCGCCCCAAAGUCUACAAGCUGUCUCGGCACGCGACACUGGCCACAGACGCGAUCAUCAACGGGGGCAUGGACGGCCUGAUACUGGGCAUGGACCUGAACAGCCCGGCAGCACCUGAACAGACACGGGCCCUGAGUGAAAUCCUGAAGGGGUUCUACUUUUUCACUCUGCAGGAACAGGGUCUCGAUGCUGUAGCUACCCACAUCAGCCCAAAGAGACGGGAGCUUUCAAAGUCCCUGCUGGAGUCGUCUGACCUUCACAUCACUGUGAUGGAGACGCUGGCUUUGGUCUGGAAGCUGGAGAAGACAGAAUGGAUUGCUCUGGACACCGGAGUGGGAAAGGCGGUGAAGGAUGGUCUGCAGGAGUUUGUACACAAGUACUGGGACUGUCCUCAGAUCAUCCCUCGCUGUCAGUGGGGAGCCAAACCACAGCAGGGGACACCAGUCCCACUUUCGCUCCCCCUCCAGUAUCUUUACAUUCACCACACCUAUCUGCCCUCAUCGCCCUGUUUGUCCUUUCCAAACUGCUCACGAGACAUGAGGUCAAUGCAGCGUUUUCACCAAGAGGACCGGGGCUGGGACGACAUUGGAUACAGCUUCGUGGUGGGUUCUGAUGGAUAUAUUUAUGAAGGGCGGGGUUGGACCUACCGCGGCACCCACACCAGAGGACACAACAGCAUCGGCUAUGGUGUGGCGGUCAUCGGGAACUACACGGCCUCGCUGCCUUCCCGCCACGCCACGCGCCUGCUGCGCGACCGACUUGCGCAGUGCGCUGUUGAUGGAGGGGCAUUGGCGGCUAACUUCUCCAUCCAGGGCCACAGACAGGUGGUGAACUACACCACCUGUCCGGGUGACGCCUUCUUUGGAGAAAUUAAAACCUGGGAACAUUUCCGGGAAUAACAGAACUCUCUCUGCCGGUUUGAGAAUCUCAUAAAACUACGUGGAGUUUCAUCAGGAUACAAUCGCUGUUUACGAAAACUGUUGAGUUUUCUUAUCCAUAGUUUCUAACUUACCUGCAGUAAACUGCAGGCUGUGUCCCAGUUUACUCACUAAAUGAAAAUAAAACUGCCACUUUAGGGAAGAUUAGUAAUUUCUGCAGAUUGCUUAUUUUUCUUGAGGCAGUGAAAAUCUUGAACAUUUCGGUUUAUCAGGUUUGCUAGAAGCUGAUCCAGUGUUUCUCAGUGGGUUUGAUGGUAUGUUUUAAUGAAUACCAUGUCGGCUCCUUAAACAGUAUUUUUCUUUAAUCAAUCAUAAACUAAAUUAUGAAAACCAAAACAAAGGAAUUCAGUAUUUUGGCUGUGAUUUUGGAAUUUCAUGAACCAAUAUGUGUCUUAUCGCGUCAUCAUGUUCUUAAAGGGUCUAUAUCCUGUUUUUCUUAAGCCUUAUAGUAAACUACAUCCAUGUAUAUAAUAAAAUAUUACCACACUAAAGAACGCUUUAAAAAAAUAAUAAAAUAUUAGUUAUUUUCGCAGCUUAUUUUUCUACACCAACUCAUCAACUACAAAAACCGUCUGACCUCUGUGCUACUAAUGAGGGUUUUAGCACAAAGUAGAAAAUCUUUCCUUCAAGAGAGACGUUUCCUGAAAUCUUGCAGUUUCCCAGAAGAGUUUGGCUCUUUGUGGAUUUCCCCCAACAUUCAAGCAAACCAUGGGAAGAACUUUUUUGUUUGCUUUCAGUUUGUUUUUUUCCAGUUUGGACUGGAAACUGAAACUAAAAGCUGAGCUCCUGAAAGUUCAAAUAAACACUGACUUUAACACAGACCAGAUUUAGUUGGACCUGUGCAUGCCUCUGAGCAGAGCAGCUGGACUCAGUCGUAGCUGCGUGUUUGCAGGCAGGGGAGGGUGCUUUGUUACUGCGUGCUUUGGAGGAAGCUUCGGACCGCAGUCCGUCACACUGCCGGACUCAGGAGAACCGUGUCUCUCGGAAGAUUUGUAUCUCCAAGCAGUGGAGCGGCUUUGGGACGGAACAAUCCUGAGAAACCGUGCAAACAAUCAUGUGAAUUUUUGUGUUACCAGUCGGGUCCAGACAAAAUAAAGGCUGAUGUUAUUCCAGUAUAAGUUCUUGGACGGCUAAAUGUUGUUAGCACGUAUUAACCUAAUCCUAACCCUUCUUUCGGGUCAUUUCGGCCAAGUACUGGCCACAAGGUAUAAAAAAAAAAAACUACAUGCGAACAUGCACUUAAUAAUAAUCAUGACAAUAUUAAAACCCAGUUUAGAAGAUCAUCUCACUCUAUGUCGGAGCUUUGUUGUUUGCAAAAAACCUCCAAGUUCUUCUUUUAUGGAAUGACAUCAUCAUUAGAAGCAGGUCAAACUGAUCACAUUCCUUUGGGAAUUGAUUUGCAUUUGUGACAAUAAUUGAUAGUUUGGACUUGAAUAUUUCUUUGUUGUUAAAAAGCAUGAAGGCAGCAGCAAAAGGGUUGUUGGAGACGGAUGGAAAACCUCCACAUCCAUCCAUCAUAAGUCACUUUUAGAUGUUAUAAGAAGUGAUGAAGAAUCUCAAAGUAAAGAGCUGAUGGCAGCAGAGUAAUUCCCUUUGCUUUUUUUUUUAAAUGGUUCAUUUUUGGAUCCAUGAAGAACAUCUGAUCUCCUUUAAACAGUUUAAUUCUGAUUUUCUGUGGUAAGCGUUGCAGAAAAAUCUGUCAAAAGUUCCACUUGUGAUACCUUCUGUUUGUGAACAAGUUGAAUAAAGUUUGAGCUACUUUACUUUA
Messenger RNA from Oryzias latipes (Japanese medaka), 3416 nucleotides. Its product is annotated as N-acetylmuramoyl-L-alanine amidase. NCBI's taxonomy places the organism in Eukaryota, Metazoa, Chordata, Actinopteri, Beloniformes, Adrianichthyidae. Gene Ontology annotation, molecular function: N-acetylmuramoyl-L-alanine amidase activity; zinc ion binding. The record is from RefSeq and is a predicted model, not a curated record. Gene Ontology annotation, biological process: peptidoglycan catabolic process.